Messenger RNA from Aedes albopictus (Asian tiger mosquito), 1328 nucleotides. Its product is annotated as swi5-dependent recombination DNA repair protein 1 homolog. Bases 1 to 978 code for a protein of 325 amino acids. NCBI's taxonomy places the organism in Eukaryota, Metazoa, Arthropoda, Insecta, Diptera, Culicidae. The transcript has 3 exons. The record is from RefSeq and is a predicted model, not a curated record.
AUGAACGUAGCGAUGAACUUUAUGAAACGCGUAUUGCAGCUCUCCACGGAUGGCCAAAUCGAACAACAGAAGAAUCAGAUUUUCCAAAAUCUGAGGAGAAACGAUUAUCCCUCCUCGCUCAUAAACAGGAUGAUGAACCGCAUUACCAACAACAAUGCGCCUCCACCACCCACUUGCCAAAGACCACCUCCACCACCACCGCAUCGCUCUCCAUCACCGCCAUCCCCAGAACCACCACCUCCUGCGCUGCCACAAAUCACCCCAACGUCAACACUGCUGCUGCCAUCUCCGCCACCUCCACCACCACUACAGACACCGCUACCGAAUCCAUCGCCACCGAAUGCUGCAAAUCCACCAACAGAACAACAACAAAUUAACAGCACGCAACGAGAUCAUCAUCACCAAGUCACAGAAGUCCUCUAUCGAUCGAUGCCAAACAUUCCAACACUGACCCGUACCAUCUCCAUCAUCCUGAAAAAAGAUUAUGAUCAGGUAAAAAUAGCCACCAGAAACAUCAAAACAACAAAAUCCCUGCUAAAAACAAUCAAAGACCCAGUCCCCCCAAAUGAUCAACAUAACGUUGUCUACAGUACUCCAUGCAAUAACUGCGAAGGAGUCUAUAUCGGAAUGACUAGCAACCAACUCAAAAAGCGAAUGAGCGGACACAAAUCAGAUGUAAACAAGAUUGUUAACACACCAACAGACAUAACUCAUGCAAAAACAGCUCUCACACAACACAUGAUCGAACACAACCACACCUUCAAUCUCGACGGCACAAAAAUAGUAGAUCGCACUUUCCGAUCAACCGCCCUACCAAUAUUAGAAAUGUGCCAUAUACAGAACACAUCUAAUACCAUAAAUUUCCGCACUGACGUAGAUGGCCUCAAUACAGCCUACGCUGGCAUAUUGCAUACAAUCAAAAAAGCCAACUCUCGCAGAGAGCAACCUAGCAAUAGCACACACAGCACACACAAUUAAUGUUAGAUCAAGUUCUACGGAUAAACUUUAUCCAACUACACGAAAGCUCUACCUUGUUUCACCCGCCAUCUUUGAACCAACCGUUGAAAGUCAUAUUGUAAUAGCACAGUCCAGGUCGUUGAUAAUAGGUGUGUCCAGUACAGUGUCCCAAAACCAAAAAUUAAAUAACUAUUUCAAAACCUAGGCAUACAAGAAGCACGCAAUGAUACUCUCGGCAUUACUAAAUGUAACGAAGAACGACAGACAGUUUUACCCUUGAAAAAGGCCAAAUACACAAGGCCGAAACGUCGGGCAAUACAAAACCAGUCGUUUUGAAUUUCCCUAGACUGAGAAAGCCAGUUCGAAAACAU